AUGGAGACAGUUGUAGGUGGAGGCCCCAGUGCAGGAGACAGUGCAGACAGCGCAGGUGCAGACAGUGCAGGUGCAGACAGCGCAGGUGCAGACAGUGCAGGUGCAGACAUUGCAGGCGCAGACAAUGCAGGUGCAGACAUUGCAGGCGCAGACAAUGCAGGUGCAGACAUUGCAGGCACAGACAGUGCAGGUGCAGACAUUGCAGGUGCAGACAGCGCAGGUGGAGACCCCAGUGCAGGCACAGACAGUGCAGGUGCAGACAUUGCAGGCACAGACAAUGCAGGCACAGACAGUGCAGGUGCAGACAGCGCAGGCACAGACAUUGCAGGCACAGACAGCGCAGGCACAGACAUUGCAGGCACAGACAAUGCAGGCACAGACAGCACAGGUGCAGACAGCGCAGGUGCGGACAGUGCAGGUGCAGACAGCACAGGCACAGACAGUGCAGGUGCAGACAAUGCAGGCACAGACAACGCAGGUGGAGACCCCAGUGCAGGCACAGACAAUGCAGGCGCAGACAAUGCAGGUGCAGACAGCGCAGGUGCAGACAGCGCAGGCACAGACAUUGCAGGCACAGACAGUGCAGGCACAGACAGUGCAGGCACAGACAUUGCAGGCACAGACAGUGCAGGCGCAGACAGUGCAGGUGCAGACAGCACAGGCACAGACAGUGCAGGCGCAGACAGCGCAGGCACAGACAGUGCAGGUGCAGACAGCGCAGGCACAGACAGUGCAGGUGCAGACAGCGCAGGUGGAGACCCCAGUGCAGGCACAGACAGUGCAGGCACAGACAGUGCAGGCACAGACAUUGCAGGUGCAGAGAGCACAGGUGGAGACCCCAGUGCAGGCACAGACAGUGCAGGUACAGACAUUGCAGGCGCAGACAGUGCAGGUGCAGACAGUGCAGGUGCAGACAGUGCAGGUGCAGACAUUGCAGGCGCAGACAGUGUAGGUACAGACAGUGCAGGUACAGACAGUGCAGGUGCAGACAGCGCAGGUGCGGACAGUGCAGGUACAGACAUUGCAGGCACAGACAGCGCAGGCACAGACAGCGCAGGCGCAGACAGCGCAGGUGCAGACAGUGCAGGUGCAGACAGCGCAGGUGCGGACAGCGCAGGUGGAGACCCCAGUGCAGGCACAGACAGUGCAGGUGCAGACAGCGCAGGCGCAGACAGCGCAGGUGCAGACAGUGGAAGUGCAGACAGUGCAGGCACAGACAGUGCAGGCACAGACAUUGCAGGUGCAGACAGUGCAGGUGCAGACAGCACAGGUGGAGAUCCCUCCUGCAUCUGA
Microtus ochrogaster (prairie vole) is the source of this 1293-nucleotide messenger RNA. RefSeq names its product ice nucleation protein-like. Bases 1 to 1293 code for a protein of 430 amino acids. The transcript has a single exon. NCBI's taxonomy places the organism in Eukaryota, Metazoa, Chordata, Mammalia, Rodentia, Cricetidae. The record is from RefSeq and is a predicted model, not a curated record.